AUGAAAAUAUUGCGAGAAAUUUUUAAAAAUCUUAAAAAUGUAGAACUAACAAAAGAAAAAAUUAAAAUGGGAAAUAUGGAAUAUGACAAGAAUAUGGAAAUAAACAUAGAAAGAACAACUAAGAAAAAAUAUACACUUGAACAGUUAACUUAUUUUCUUAUAAACAAGGAUUUACAAUAUACAAAAUAUUUAAGAGAAUGUAAAAAUAACGGUGUAACAUCUAUUUUUUAUUCAGAUCAAAAAAUUAUAUUAGAAGAACUAGAAAAAGAAGUUGAAACAGAAAAAGAAGCUUAUUACGACUUACCAGAGUCCAGAUACUACAGUAAACAUAAAUAUUUUUGGGUUGAAGAAAUAAUUGCAGAAAAACCUGAACAAAUUGUUCGGUCUAAAAUUAAUGAAAAAUACAAAAUUAUUGUGUCACCUUCGUUGACUGCUACAGUUAAUUUAAAUAAUAUUGAAAUUUUACUAAGUACGGGAUUUUUGGAAAAAAGAAAAGAACUUGUUUUUGAUAAAAUAGAAUUUCAAGUUGAAGACACAACUUUUGUAGCUGAAGAAGAUAUUAAACAUUGGACGAGUGAUGACUGGAAUAUGUUAGUUGCAAUUUUUUGUGAUGGAAGUAAAUGGCAGAUAAAUGAAUGGGGAAUAGGAGAUGUAGCUAGUUUAUUUUAUAAUAUUCCUACUUUUUAUAUUGAAAAUGAAACAACGUUAAAUAAAAAUGAUGCAUCUAAAAAUAAAAACAAAUUAUCUGGAUACAAUCUAACAAGAUGGAUUGCGACAGACAAUAAAUUAAAAAAUGAAGAUUUCAAAACUAUGUGGAAUAAAAUUAAUGAAAUGAUAAAUAAGAAAAAAUAA
Messenger RNA from Vairimorpha ceranae, 852 nucleotides. Its product is annotated as cdc73-like rna polymerase ii accessory factor. Bases 1 to 852 code for a protein of 283 amino acids. Lineage: Eukaryota; Fungi; Microsporidia; Nosematidae. Gene Ontology annotation, cellular component: Cdc73/Paf1 complex. The transcript has a single exon. The record is from RefSeq and is a predicted model, not a curated record. Gene Ontology annotation, biological process: transcription elongation by RNA polymerase II; positive regulation of transcription elongation by RNA polymerase II. Gene Ontology annotation, molecular function: RNA polymerase II complex binding.